Messenger RNA from Knipowitschia caucasica, 2532 nucleotides. NCBI's taxonomy places the organism in Eukaryota, Metazoa, Chordata, Actinopteri, Gobiiformes, Gobiidae. The record is from the annotation of a GenBank genome assembly.
AUGAGGAGCAGGAGGAUCAGUGAGGAGCAGGAGGAUCACCCCCUCCCUCACCCUCCUGCCCCCUCCCUCACCCUCCAGUCCCCUCCCUCACCCUCCUGCCCCCUCCCUCACCCUCCAGCCCCCUCCCUCACCCUCCUGCCCCCUCCCUCACCCUCCAGCCCCCUCCCUCACCCUCCAGCCCCCUCCCUCACCCUCCAGUCCCCUCCCUCACCCUCCUGCCCCCCCUCCCUCCAGCCCCCUCCCUCACCCUCCAGCCCCCUCCCUCACCCUCCAGCCCCCUCCCUCACCCUCCUGCCCCCUCCCUCACCCUCCAGCCCCCUCCCUCACCCUCCCUGCCCCCUCCCUCACCCUCCUGCCCCCUCCCUCACCCUCCUGCCCCCUCCCUCACCCUCCAGCCCCCUCCCUCACCCUCCUGCCCCCUCCCUCACCCUCCUGCCCCCUCCCUCACCCUCCAGCCCCCUCCCUCACCCUCCCUGCCCCCUCCCUCACCCUCCCUGCCCCCUCCCUCACCCUCCUGCCCCCUCCCUCACCCUCCAGCCCCCUCCCUCACCCUCCUGCCCCCUCCCUCACCCUCCUGCCCCCUCCCUCACCCUCCAGCCCCCUCCCUCACCCUCCUGCCCCCUCCCUCACCCUCCUGCCCCCUCCCUCACCCUCCAGCCCCCUCCCUCACCCUCCAGCCCCCUCCCUCACCCUCCAGCCCCCUCCCUCACCCUCCAGCCCCCUCCCUCACCCUCCUGCCCCCUCCCUCACCCUCCUGCCCCCUCCCUCACCCUCCAGCCCCCUCCCUCACCCUCCAGCCCCCUCCCUCACCCUCCUGCCCCCUCCCUCACCCUCCAGCCCCCUCCCUCACCCUCACCCUCCAGCCCCCUCCCUCACCCUCCAGCCCCCUCCCUCACCCUCCAGCCCCCUCCCUCACCCUCCAGCCCCCUCCCUCACCCUCCAGCCCCCUCCCUCACCCUCCUGCCCCCUCCCUCACCCUCCUGCCCCCUCCCUCCAGCCCCCUCCCUCACCCUCCUGCCCCCUCCCUCCAGCCCCCUCCCUCACCCUCCUGCCCCCUCCCUCACCCUCCUGCCCCCUCCCUCACCCUCCAGCCCCCUCCCUCACCCUCCUGCCCCCUCCCUCACCCUCCUGCCCCCUCCCUCACCCUCCAGCCCCCUCCCUCACCCUCCUGCCCCCUCCCUCCAGCCCCCUCCCUCACCCUCCAGCCCCCUCCCUCACCCUCCAGCCCCCUCCCUCACCCUCCUGCCCCCUCCCUCACCCUCCAGCCCCCUCCCUCACCCUCCUGCCCCCUCCCUCACCCUCCAGCCCCCUCCCUCACCCUCCUGCCCCCUCCCUCACCCUCCUGCCCCCUCCCUCACCCUCCAGCCCCCUCCCUCACCCUCCAGCCCCCUCCCUCACCCUCCUGCCCCCUCCCUCACCCUCCAGCCCCCUCCCUCACCCUCCUGCCCCCUCCCUCACCCUCCAGCCCCCUCCCUCACCCUCCAGCCCCCUCCCUCACCCUCCAGCCCCCUCCCUCACCCUCCAGCCCCCUCCCUCACCCUCCAGCCCCCUCCCUCACCCUCCAGCCCCCUCCCUCACCCUCCUGCCCCCUCCCUCACCCUCCUGCCCCCUCCCUCACCCUCCAGCCCCCUCCCUCACCCUCCUGCCCCCUCCCUCACCCUCCUGCCCCCUCCCUCCAGCCCCCUCCCUCACCCUCCUGCCCCCCUCCCUCCAGCCCCCUCCCUCACCCUCCUGCCCCCUCCCUCACCCUCCUGCCCCCUCCCUCACCCUCCUGCCCCCUCCCUCACCCUCCAGCCCCCUCCCUCACCCUCCUGCCCCCUCCCUCCAGCCCCCUCCCUCACCCUCCAGCCCCCUCCCUCACCCUCCAGCCCCCUCCCUCACCCUCCUGCCCCCUCCCUCACCCUCCAGCCCCCUCCCUCACCCUCCUGCCCCCUCCCUCACCCUCCAGCCCCCUCCCUCACCCUCCUGCCCCCUCCCUCACCCUCCUGCCCCCUCCCUCACCCUCCAGCCCCCCCCUCCCUCACCCUCCAGCCCCCUCCCUCACCCUCCAGCCCCCUCCCUCACCCUCCAGCCCCCUCCCUCACCCUCCUGCCCCCUCCCUCACCCUCCAGCCCCCUCCCUCACCCUCCAGCCCCCUCCCUCACCCUCCAGCCCCCUCCCUCACCCUCCAGCCCCCUCCCUCACCCUCCAGCCCCCUCCCUCACCCUCCAGCCCCCUCCCUCACCCUCCUGCCCCUCCUCACCUCCUGCCCCUCCCUCACCCUCCAGCCCCCUCCCUCACCCUCCAGCCCCCUCCCUCACCCUCCUGCCCCCUCCCUCACCCUCCAGCCCCCUCCCUCACCCUCCAGCCCCCUCCCUCACCCUCCUGCCCCCUCCCUCACCCUCCAGCCCCCUCCCUCACCCUCCUGCCCCCUCCCUCACCCUCCAGCCCCCUCCCUCACCCUCCAGCCCCCUCCCUCACCCUCCAGCCCCCUCCCUCACCCUCCUGCCCACCACAAAGCGCAGCAGGCUUACACAGCGCUCCUCACUGUGA